Messenger RNA from Lacerta agilis (Sand lizard), 2164 nucleotides. RefSeq names its product DLA class I histocompatibility antigen, A9/A9 alpha chain-like. Bases 80 to 2164 code for a protein of 694 amino acids. Lineage: Eukaryota; Metazoa; Chordata; Lepidosauria; Squamata; Lacertidae. Gene Ontology annotation, cellular component: external side of plasma membrane. The record is from RefSeq and is a predicted model, not a curated record. Gene Ontology annotation, biological process: immune response. The transcript has 13 exons.
AGAGCGGGACUCAGAGCGGCGGAGGGAGAAGGACGUCGCUGGAAUAAGAGGAGGAAAAGGGAGCUUCGUUUUGGGGGAGAUGGGGGUCCUCCUCCGCUGGGCCCCCCUGAUCUUGUGGGUGGCUGCCCACCUGCUGCUGCUCCUGGACUGCGCAGGCUCCACUUCUCACUCCCUGCGCUACUUCCUCACAGCCGUGUCUGAGCCUGGCCAGGGGCUGCCCCAGUUCAUUUCUGUGGGGUACGUGGAUGACCAGCAAUUUGUUCAGUACGACAGUGACACCAAGGAGCUGCUGCCUCGCAUCCCCUGGAUAAGGAAGGUGGAAAAGGAGGAUCCUCAGUACUGGCACAGGGAGACUCAGAUAUCUCAGGGUGCUGAGCUGACCUUCAGGGUGAAUCUGCAGAUUCUGCGGAAUCGCUACAACCAGAGCAAAGGGAUCCACACUUAUCAGCUGAUGUACGGCUGUGAGCUGGGGUCAGAAGGGCGCAAAGGAGGAUACAAUCAACAUGCCUAUGACGGGAGGGACUUCAUUGCCUUCGACAAGGACACCCUCUCCUGGACGGCAGCAGAUACAGGGGCCCAAGCGACCAAGAGGAAGUUGGAUCCUGACUUGGGCCAGAACCAGUACAAGAAGCACUACCUGGAGGAGAUUUGCAUUGAGUGGCUGCAGAGAUACCUGGACUAUGGGAAGGAGACUCUGCUGAGGACAGAGGCUCCGGAGGUGAAGGUGACCAGGAAGGCAGGCUAUGACAACCUGGAGACCCUCGUUUGCCAGGUCCAUGGCUUCUACCCCAAGGAGAUUGAUGCCAACUGGGUGAAGGAUGGGGAGGUCUGGCAGGAGGGCACCUCCCGAGGAUUGGUCGCCCCCAACUCGGAUGGGACCUACUAUGUCCUGCUCAGUGUCAAGAUCGACCCCGAGGAGAGGGACCGCUUCCGGUGCCGCGUGGAGCAUGACAGCCUGGAGAAGCCUCUGGACGUGGCCUGGGAGAAGGAGCCAGUCAACCUGGGGCUCAUUGUGGGAGCCAUUUUGGGUAACGUGGCUGCCAUCUUGCUGGUCUCUGCAAUCAUCAUCUUCUUCAUCCGCAGGAAACAGAGCGAGAAAUUAGCCUACAAAGCCGCCUCAAGAAGCGACCAGGGGUCUGACAGCUCCUCCAGCGUUCACCACUUGCGCCUCGAGUUCUGCCAGGCGACGGAUUCCGCAACCUGCCCGGAGUUUUGUGAUUGGCGCAAUAUUUCCCUGUCGCCCAAUCCCGGCUCCCGCUGCUGGUGGUUCCGCAGGCGGGGCAGAGAGCGGGCCUCAGAGCGUCAGAGGAAGAAGGACGUCGCUGGAAUAAGAGGAGGGAAAGGGGGCGCUGUUUGGGGGGAGAUGGGGGUCCUCUUCCGCUGGCCCCCCCUGAUUCUGUGGGCGGCUGCCCACCUGCUGCUCCUGGACUGCGCAGGGGUGGAAAAGAUGAGCGGCAACACCAGGCACCAAAACGCCUCCCCCUUGUCAAUGAGAGGAUUCCUCAUUAGGAUCCACACCAUUCAGAUGUUAUUUGGCUGUGAGUGGAGCCCAGGCAGGAGCAAUGGAGGGCUUUGGCAGUACGCCUACGAUGGGAGGGACUUCAUCGCCUUCGACAAGCAGACCCUCACCUGGACGGCAGCCGAUAUGGGGGCCCAAGUGACCAAGAGGAAGUGGGAUGCUGACUUGGCCUGGAACAAGUACUGGAAAGCCUACCUGGAGGAGACUUGCAUUGAGUGGCUGCAGAGAUACCUGGACUAUGGGAAGGAGACUCUGCAAAGGACAGAGGCUCCGGAGGUGAAGGUGACCAGGAAGGCAGGCUAUGACAACCUGGAGACCCUCGUUUGCCAGGUCCACGGCUUCUACCCCAAGGAGAUUGAUGCCAACUGGAUGAAGGAUGGGGAGGUCUGGUAUGAGGGCACCUCCCGAGGACUGGUCGCCCCCAACUCGGACGGGACCUACUAUGUCCUGCUCAGUGUCAAGAUCGACCCCGAGGAGAGGGACCGCUUCCGGUGCCGCGUGGAGCAUGACAGCCUGGAGAAGCCUCUGGACGUGGCCUGGGAGAAGGAGCCAGUCAGCCUGGGGCUCAUUGUGGGAGCCACUUUGGGUGUCCUGACUGCCAUCGCUCUGGUUUCUCUGAUCAUCUUCUUCAUUCGCUGUAAGUAA